Molecule: messenger RNA, 1743 nt
Organism: Suillus subaureus
Lineage: Eukaryota; Fungi; Basidiomycota; Agaricomycetes; Boletales; Suillaceae
Product: methyltransferase domain-containing protein
Exons: 6
Coding region: 20-1690 (556 amino acids)
Source: RefSeq, a predicted model, not a curated record
UCGCCAAUCCACUGAAUUAAUGUCGAAACUCGAACUGAUAUAUCAGCAGCUGUGUUCUCUCCCGGCUUCCGAGCUUCUCUCGAUCCAUCCGAACGACCUGGCAGCUUCCGGCUUUCAGCUUCCUGGAAGUUGGAAGGGUUGGUGGGAAUGGGCUACAUCAAUAGACGAUGAACAUACACCAUGCUUCCCAAGGUGGAUGUCGAUUCUCCAUUACUAUUCUGUGACGUCCGAUGACCAGCGGACGGGGAACCAAGUUCCGAGUAAUAAAUCUUCGAUCCCGCCCGAUUUGAAAAUGCUCAUCGAUGACAUUGUCUGCAUCCAGUUGAAUAGAGAUCUUGUUGCCAUUGGGAACACCUCCGAGUCGGGGAAUGCUCAUCGAUCGUACGGCAUGUCACCAAAGAAAGAGCACGAGGUCUCCAGAAUGUCAGAAUAUAUCGACCGACUUUUAUGCCCAGGUUUUGCAGAUACACUACAUCAUGUUGUUGAUGUGGGUUCAGGACAAGGAUAUUUGUCUCGUGCACUUCAAAAUUUGGGUAUCCACGUGUUAGCUCUUGAUUCCAAUGAAAUCCAGACCUCUGGGGCUGAACGCUGGAAAGCAAAAGAAGCGGCAAGAAUGCAGAAGCAGCUUAAAAUGGGAAAGGACACCCAGGUGCCCGACUCACAUCAUCACUUCAACGAUCCCCUUUUCCAAUCGCACGUGGCAACCUCUGUGCCUUCGGCUUCCACUGCCAGCAAAAACAUAAUACACAGCCAUAUGGGUUCUCUUACCCAUCAGACCACCUGCAUUAAUCCCCGUACACUUGAAUCGUCAAUUCAUAAUUGGCUUUUCUCCGGUGAAGACAACCAAAUCGCUGGUUGUACUAGUAUGAUCGGAGAUUUACUUGUCGAUGGGACUGAGCAACGCACACCUGAGGAGAAACCGGUCCCUGUGAUGAUGGUUGCCCUUCACGCUUGCGGAUCGCUUACGCCUGAUGUCCUUCGCGCAUUCUUGUCUAAUCACCGUAGACCCUCAGCCCCCGAUGUUCGCAUUUGGACGGCACAGGCACUCGUCGUGGUAGGAUGCUGUUACAACUUGAUGGCGCUUGAGGAUUUUCCGUUGUCACGGUCGCUCCGUGAGCGAACCCCAGUAGCAACACUUCCCCUUACCUCUCGUCACCUGGCUGCGCAGAUACCAUGUCAAUGGCUCCGCAAUGAAACGUCUGCCCGGAAAACAUCUCUGGCGAUACGCAAGGUCGUUUUUCGAGCCCUCCUUCAGCCCGUCCUUGGACUAAUAGGUGCACGAGAAGCCUCCGCGAAUCACACUGCAACUCCUUCGUCAUAUAAUGUCGAAGAGCUCCGCGGCGCAGGUCAGACACCAGAAAAUAGGCGGUUGGGAAAGCUCCCUGAUGCUGCGUACAAGGACUGGGAAACAUUCCUUCCCGUUUAUAUUCAUGACAAGCAUAGACGAAGGCAGCUGGAAAGUGCUUUGUCAGUAUUGCACGUGUUGAGGUGCAUCAUGGGACCUCUGAUAGAAUCCCUCAUCCUCCUUGAUAGGCAUGAGUGGAUUCGGGAAGAGUUGAGUCAGAGUAGUGAAGCACAGGAAUCAAGCGUAAUGGACGUUGGCCUGGUAAACCUGUUUGACCAGGCAACAGGAAGUGGAAGGAACGUAGCUAUUGUUAUCAAGCCUCGUGAAUGGCCCAAUAUGAUUUAAACAUUGCUUGAGCCAGUCAGAAGACACAUUCAGUCUUUUCUGUACAUCACAGU